This is a messenger RNA of Camellia sinensis, 1171 nucleotides long. Its product is annotated as large ribosomal subunit protein uL18. The record is from RefSeq and is a predicted model, not a curated record. Gene Ontology annotation, molecular function: 5S rRNA binding; structural constituent of ribosome. Lineage: Eukaryota; Viridiplantae; Streptophyta; Magnoliopsida; Ericales; Theaceae. Gene Ontology annotation, cellular component: cytosolic large ribosomal subunit; ribosome. Gene Ontology annotation, biological process: translation; ribosomal large subunit assembly.
UUGUCUGCAACAAUGGUGUUUGUGAAAGCUCAGAAGUCUAGGGCGUACUUCAAGCGGUUUCAGGUGAAGUUCAAGAGAAGGAGAGAGGGAAAGACAGAUUACCGGGCCAGGAUUCGCCUCAUCAAUCAGGACAAAAACAAGUAUAACACCCCCAAAUAUCGCUUUGUCGUGCGAUUUACAAACAAGGAUAUUAUUGCACAAAUAAUAUCCGCUAGCAUUGCUGGUGAUAUGGUCCUUGCUUCAGCAUAUGCCCAUGAGCUGCCUCGCUAUGGACUCGAUGUAGGUCUCACAAAUUAUGCUGCUGCUUACUGUACCGGAUUGCUCUUGGCCCGCCGUGUCUUGAAAAAGCUCGAGAUGGAUGAUGAGUAUGAGGGCAAUGUGGAGGCAACUGGAGAGGAUUUCUCAGUUGAGCCAGCAGAGAGUAGGAGGCCAUUUCGUGCUCUCCUGGAUGUUGGCCUUAUUAGAACCACCACUGGCAACCGUGUCUUUGGUGCUCUGAAGGGAGCAUUGGAUGGCGGGUUGGAUAUCCCUCACAGUGAUAAGAGAUUUUCUGGUUUCUCGAAGGACUCUAAGCAGCUGGAUGCUGAGGUUCACCGCAAGUAUAUUUAUGGUGGGCAUGUUGCUGCGUAUAUGAAGAUAUUGAUGGAAGAUGAACCAGAGAAGUAUCAGUCUCAUUUUGUUGAGUAUAUCAAGAGAGGAAUUGAGCCUGAUGGCAUUGAGGAGCUGUACAAGAAAGUUCAUGCUGCCAUCCGCGCUGACCCCACUCAAAAGAAGUCUGAGAAGGAGCCACCUAAGCUGCACAAGAGGUACAACUUGAAGAAGCUGACGUACGAUGAAAGGAAGGCUAGCUUGAUUGAACGACUGAAUGCCCUCAAUGCAGCAGCAGGAGCUGAUGAGGAGGUGGAUGAUGAAGAUGACGAAUGAAUGUAGUAGUACCUUUCCCUUUGGAGGCUUGGAAUUUUGAGUCAAAUAUGAGAUGUUCUUAGUGCACAAUGAUGCUGCUCUGCAGUUUAGUUUUAAACCUAUUAAAUUUUGUUUGUGUUUCUUUGGGUGCAAUUUUGUAGCUUGUAUUUUUUUAUUCGAAGAUGGCAAUUACACUUUUUGAAUGUUAUGAAAUGCAUUAUUAUUUUCGUUCAAAAAAAAGAUAUGCAUUAUUAUUUCUGACUGUCAA